CGCUGAGGUGCGCGGAUGGGAGCGAUGUCUGACGUGAAAGAGGAAGGAGGAAAGAAGGUGCUUGCCGCACGCCCCCCAGCCAAGCCCAUCUCCAGGACCCGCGGCUGCUGCCUGAGUGCAGAUACGGCACCCGACCCGGCUGCCCAGCGCGCUGUGCCGCCCGGAAGCGUGACUACAACGGCGUGCAACCUGGGACUCCAGUUCCCGGCAUGCCGCGCGGCCCCUGUUCCACUUCCGGCGCCGGGCGGAAGUUGUGUGCGCGCGGUGAGCAUGGCGGCUCCUGAGGCGGCGGAGGAAAAGGCGCGGCGUCCCGGCAAGAAGAAAGCGGCCAAAGUUGAUGAGUCUGAACUGCUCACCGUGCCGGAUGGAUGGAAAGAACCGGCAUUUACCAAGGAAGACAAUCCCAGGGGGCUGCUGGAAGAAAGCAGUUUUGCAACGUUAUUCCCCAAGUACAGAGAAGCUUACCUGAAGGAGUGCUGGCCUCUUGUCCAGAAAGCCCUGAGUGAGCAUUAUGUGAAUGCAACGCUGGAUCUAAUUGAAGGAAGCAUGACAGUCACUACUACUAAGAAGACUUUUGAUCCAUAUGCGAUCAUCAGGGCUAGAGACUUAAUAAAGCUUCUGGCAAGAAGUGUUCCAUUUGAGCAGGCAGUUCGUAUUCUUCAGGAUGAUGUUGCGUGUGACAUCAUUAAAAUAGGUUCUCUAGUGAGGAACAGAGAAAGUUUUGUGAAAAGAAGAGGACGACUUCUUGGGCCAAAAGGAUCUACUCUGAAGGCCCUCGAACUGUUAACCAACUGUUAUAUUAUGGUGCAAGGUAACACUGUUUCAGCUCUUGGACCUUUCAGUGGGCUAAAAGAGGUUAGGAAAGUUGUUCUGGACACAAUGAAGAAUAUACAUCCCAUAUACAACAUUAAGACUUUGAUGAUCAAACGUGAAUUAUCAAAAGAUCCUGAACUGAGGACACAGAACUGGGAAAGAUUUUUGCCUAAGUUCAAGCGGAAGAACUUGAAAAAACGCAAGGAGCCAAAGAAGAAAAAUAUUAAGAAGGAGUACACACCAUUCCCACCUCCACAGCCAGAAAGCCAGAUUGAUAAAGAAUUGGCAAGUGGUGAAUAUUUUUUGAAAGAAAGCCAGAAGAAACGAAAGCGAGUGGAAGAAAUAAAGGCAAAGCAAGCUGACGCAGUCAAGAAGAGACAAGAGGAAAGGAAUAAAGCUUUUAUCCCACCGAAGGAAAAGCCAGUUGUGAAAGCAAAGAGAGCCUCCACUGAGAAAAAAAUUGAUAUUGAAGCCAUCAAGGAAAAAGUAAAGAAUGCAAAGAAGAAGAAAUUAGGAGCACUUCCUAUGGAAGAAGUCAAGUUAAAAAUGGCAGCAGACGAAAAGAAGAAAAAAAAGAAGUAAUGCACCACUCAUGCUUACUCUUCUCCUACAAUAAUGAACGUUUUCACACUUGGAACAACUGAGACGUGGAGUAAACCACUUGCUGUCAGUGUAGUGUGGAUGAGAAAAUCCUAGGCAGGAAGAUUGUUCUCUUUUCACAAGCCCAUUUUAACAAAUGAACCUAGGGCAGCUAUGCAGAAUUGUCAAAGUUGGUGUACAAAGUCUGCUCUCUCAUGUUUUUUUGAGAAAGUGAGAGUGUAUUUGGGUAAUAUCUGUCUGCCUAAAGGAAGUUUUAUAUUAGAAGCAUUCAGGAGUUUGAUACAGAAUGUGAAACGGUAAGGAUUGGAGAACUCAGUGGGAGUUAAAUGGAAUACUUCUAUGAAAGGCUACCAAAUAAAUGUCAAGAUAGGCAAGAUUUAUUAGUUCUAUUAAGCUUUUAUUUCUGUACAAGCUGUUUUUCUUGUGUGUCUUGUCUUGGUGUUAAUAAACUAUUUUAAUAUAUUGAUGAUAAA
This is a messenger RNA of Tympanuchus pallidicinctus (lesser prairie-chicken), 1886 nucleotides long. It is a transcript of the gene KRR1, whose product is annotated as KRR1 small subunit processome component homolog. Lineage: Eukaryota; Metazoa; Chordata; Aves; Galliformes; Phasianidae. Gene Ontology annotation, molecular function: RNA binding. The transcript is spliced from 10 exons. Gene Ontology annotation, cellular component: small-subunit processome; nucleolus. The coding region runs from base 16 to 1395 and encodes 459 amino acids. The record is from RefSeq and is a predicted model, not a curated record.